AUGCAGAAAUUUAAAACCGAAAAUGUUAAGCCACGUGAUUCCGGCUAUGCCCCAACGCAGAUCCUUGGUUAUCGCGUGAUGAAUCUGAAACUAAUUCGCGAGGCUCUUCAACUAAUUCAUCUUCAAGCUCUUCCGGUACUUCCGGUUAGUCGUACAAGUGAAACAGAUUGGGGUUAUUCCACUGAAGAUCAAAGAAUGCCUGGUACUGUUGAUUCUGCUGAAGAAGUAGUAAAUAAAGGUUUUCCUUAUCCACGUGGCAAGGUUAUUGGGGGAUGUCAUAAAGCUGAUUAUGAUCUUUGGGCCGCUCAAGAUCCCGAAUACAUUAUUUGGAACUAUGAUCACUGCCUUGAAGCUUUCAAAGCGGUUGAAAAUAAUGCACGUAAAAAUCCAGAUGUAGAAUUCGAAAAUUAUCAUGGGUUCAAUGGUUUGCUUCACGUACAAGAUCCAGCAGUUGAGGAAUUUGAUAUUUCUAAAGAUGUUUUUAAAGUUGCAAGAAAAUUUGGUAUUCCUUGUAAUGAAGAUUUCAAUGGCGCUAAACAAAAUGGAAUAGGAAGAUAUCAAUUUACGAUGAAAGAUGGAAAGCGCUUUACAUUGGCUGAUGGUUAUUUGAAAGAUGCAUUGAAAAAAGUUACAGUUUAUCCUCCGAAACCAUUUAUUGCAGGACAUCCUCAUGCACCAGGCGAUGAUAACGUUGGCAAGUUUGUGGCAGUUAAUGUCAAAACCUUUGCCCACAUGUUAAAUAUUAUUUGGGACGAAGAAAAGAAAGAUGAAAAUGUUGCAAUUGGCGUGAGAUAUUCUUAUAAUGGUGAAGAUCACAAUUGUUAUAUUGCUCCAAAAGGUGAAGUUAUUAUUUGCGGUGGUGCUAUUAAUAGUCCUCAGAUUUUAAUGCUCUCUGGAAUUGGACCAAAAAAAAAUUUAGAAGAUAAUAGGAUCAAAGUUCGCAAAGAAUUACCAGUUGGACAUAAUUUAUGGGAUCAUCCUUUUUGUAUCGUUACUGCCACAGUUUCUGUUCCAAAUAGUACAGGUAAUAUUGAAGGAAAGAUUCCUAGUCAAGAAGAAUUUAACGAUGAACGUCCUGACAUUCAACAAUAUUACUUGUAUAGAAUGAUGAGUAGUCUUAAGUUAUCACGUAAAAUACUUGAACAACCUCCAUUAAGUACUUAUUGGGGUGUGAAAGUAAUUGGUCUAGAUGAAGUGAAUGAUGAUAAAGAAUGGGAAAAGUACAUUCGCAAAAGGCUUCCUUUAUCAUAG
This is a messenger RNA of Acaulospora colombiana, 1251 nucleotides long. NCBI's taxonomy places the organism in Eukaryota, Fungi, Glomeromycota, Glomeromycetes, Diversisporales, Acaulosporaceae. The record is from the annotation of a GenBank genome assembly.